This is a messenger RNA of Loa loa (African eye worm), 817 nucleotides long. RefSeq lists its product as hypothetical. Bases 252 to 572 code for a protein of 106 amino acids. The record is from RefSeq and is a predicted model, not a curated record. The transcript has 4 exons. NCBI's taxonomy places the organism in Eukaryota, Metazoa, Nematoda, Chromadorea, Rhabditida, Onchocercidae.
UCAGGAUGUUUGUUUCAUUAAUUUUUUCGUUUAUUUCCAGUGAAUGAUCGAUGUUUAAAUUACCUGAACGUUUCCAAUCACGUUUGUACAACACGUGGCCACGUUACAAGAAUAUUGGCUUUAUUACAUUAUACAUUGUUACACUUUUGGGCAGUAUCAAAUAUUACAAAUCCAGAAGAGGUGGAAGAAAACCGAUUAGCGGUUAAUCGACGGUUCACAAAUAAUCUGCGAAACCCGUGGAACAAUCCCAAAUGUCAUCUUCAAAUAAAAAGUCCAAUGUUAAGGAUUAUUAUGGAUACUGGCAACUAUAUCCCAAUAAUAUCCGCGCCAGGCGAUGGUUCCAGCAAUUUGAAGCGUUAAAAAAUGGUGGAUCGUUUUGUAUGAGAAUUAUAGCCGUUUUCGCAGUCGCAUAUCAUGCAGCAUAUUAUACUUAUCAGUUCACUGCAGUCAGCCCAGAAAACAGGCACGAUUUGAGACAUGUGAUAUGGUUGAAGCGUAAAUUGCCUUUCUUCGCUCCAAUUGGCAUCCGCAAAAAAGAAGAAAUAGCGAAUAAUCCGGAGAAGAGCUCAUAAUUUUUUUUUUCAUUUUGGAUUAAAAUUUUCAAAUGCAGCUGUUGUGGUCAAACUUCCAGCUAUUUAUUAGUCGCUUUUCUUAAUGUUCGAAUUUUUACUGUCAAACAGUUUAAUUGAUAAGCUGAUUGUUUUGCUACAUCACUUUGCGGAUCUUUUGAUUUAUCGUUAGAUAGAAUAGUGCAGGUACAUUUCAUGUAUUAUUGGUAUAUGACUUUAUUAUUGUUUAUUGAUUUUUAUGAUUUUGC